Molecule: messenger RNA, 1934 nt
Organism: Drosophila grimshawi
Lineage: Eukaryota; Metazoa; Arthropoda; Insecta; Diptera; Drosophilidae
Gene: Hex-A
Product: hexokinase type 2
Exons: 1
Coding region: 101-1444 (447 amino acids)
Biological process (GO): glycolytic process; intracellular glucose homeostasis; glucose 6-phosphate metabolic process
Cellular component (GO): cytosol; mitochondrion
Molecular function (GO): D-glucose binding; fructokinase activity; mannokinase activity
Source: RefSeq, a predicted model, not a curated record
AACAGCAGCAGUGACGACGACGACAGCAGCAGCAGCGAUUGCAAAUGCAAUUCAAAUACAAACAUCAGCAGCUGGUGCGAGUGCAGCGGACAAAAAGAAAAUGGUGUACGAGUUAUGUCAGCAGCUGUUGCUAACGGAUGAGCAGGUGCAGGAAUUGUGCUAUCGCAUAUUGCACGAGGUGCGUCGCGGCUUGGCUAAGGACACGCACCCCAAGGCGAAUGUCAAGUGCUUUGUCACAUAUGUGCAAGAUCUGCCCAAUGGCAAUGAGCGCGGCAAGUUCCUUGCCCUCGAUUUGGGCGGCACCAAUUUCCGCGUGCUUCUCAUCCAUCUGCAGGAGAACAAUGAUUUCCAAAUGGAGUCGCGCAUCUAUGCAAUACCACAGCACAUUAUGAUCGGAUCGGGACUGCAGCUAUUCGAUCAUAUCGCCGAAUGUCUGUCCAAUUUUAUGGCCGAGCAUAAUGUGUAUUCAGAGCGUUUGCCAUUGGGAUUCACGUUCUCGUUCCCGUUGCGCCAGCUGGGCCUGACCAAGGGUCUUUUGGAGACAUGGACAAAGGGAUUCGAUUGUGCCGGCGUUGUCAACGAGGACGUUGUCCAGCUGCUCAAGGAUGCGAUCGCAAGGCGCGGCGACGUUCAGAUCGAUGUGUGUGCGAUCCUUAACGAUACGACGGGCACUUUAAUGAGUUGCGCCUGGAAGAAUCACAAUUGCAAGAUCGGUCUAAUUGUCGGCACCGGCUCCAAUGCCUGCUAUGUGGAGCGCGUCGAGGAGGCCGAACUCUUCGAUGGUAGCGAGAAUGGCAAGCCGCACGUCCUCAUCAAUACGGAAUGGGGUGCAUUUGGCGAUAAUGGCGCACUCGAUUUUGUACGCACGGAAUUUGAUAAGGAUAUCGAUAGUCACAGCAUUAAUCCCGGCAAGCAGACAUUCGAGAAGAUGAUCUCGGGCAUGUAUAUGGGUGAGCUGGUCCGUCUCGUUCUCGCCAAGAUGACACAGAAUGGCAUCCUAUUCAAUGGACAGGGAUCCGAGGUGCUCUUCACCCGCGGCCUCUUCUUCACCAAAUACGUGAGCGAAAUUGAGGCCGAUGAGCCCGGCAAUUUCACCAAUUGUCGCUUGGUGUUCGAGGAGCUGGGUCUGCCCAAUGCCAGCGAUGGCGAUUGUGCCAACGUUCGCUACAUCUGCGAGUGUGUCUCGAAGCGUGCCGCACAUCUUGUCUCCGCUGGCAUUGCCACGCUGAUCAACAAAAUGGAUGAGCCGCAUGUGACGGUAGGUGUCGAUGGCAGCGUUUAUCGCUUCCAUCCCAAGUUCCACAAUCUGAUGGUGGAGAAGAUAACGCAGCUGAUCAAGCCGGGCAUCUCUUUCGAUCUGAUGCUUUCCGAGGAUGGAUCGGGUCGUGGGGCGGCGCUGGUUGCUGCCGUCGCCUGCCGAGAGGAUAUACUCAAUAGCAAGUAGAAAAUGAUUGGGGCUGCUACAUUCAACAACACAGUUAUCGUUAUCGUAAUUGAGUAUCGGUAUCGUAAUUGGCAUCGGCAUCGGCGUCGCUGUUGUUGCCAAGUAAGCAAAUCAAUUAAUUCGAAAUCUAAAUUGAGUUUCGAAUGCAAAUUCUUAAGGCGAAAAUGAGUUAGUUUCCUUUUGUCGCCGCUGCGGUGGCGUGCACAGGCCGCCGCCAGAUGGCGCGUCUUAGUGUUUAAAUUAGACAAGUUUUUAGAAAAAAAGCAAAACAAACAUGAAUAAUGGAGAUUGUAUGCUUCAGCAGCUGUUUAUUAUUAUUAUUAUUACUAUUAUUAAUUAUGCUUUGCUUCAUUUCGAUUACAACUAUAUGUUAUUUUGCUCUAUCUUUCAAUUAAUUACAUAAAUUAUUUGUAUACUUAGUUUAAUUGAUAAACUUAUCGAUUCUCGAUUUUUCAAAAACAAAAUACAAAUGUUAUUAUACUUUACGCAA